This is a messenger RNA of Cladophialophora immunda, 1156 nucleotides long. RefSeq lists its product as uncharacterized. The transcript has a single exon. Bases 92 to 1156 code for a protein of 354 amino acids. NCBI's taxonomy places the organism in Eukaryota, Fungi, Ascomycota, Eurotiomycetes, Chaetothyriales, Herpotrichiellaceae. The record is from RefSeq and is a predicted model, not a curated record. Gene Ontology annotation, molecular function: oxidoreductase activity.
CUAAUAUUACCCAUUGCCUAUUCAUAAGCCAGAGCCGGGGAUAUAAGCUGAUAGUCUCACAUUCCGAAGACUACCAAGUUUACCACAAAGAAUGGUCGCCGAACCCUCCCUCACCCAAUCCUUCCCAGCCGACAGAGUCCUCGCAUUCGCCCGGGACGUACUGAUCGGGAAUGGCGUUCCCAGGGAACAAGCUCACAUCGUGGCGAGCUGUCUAGUGGCCGCCGAUCUUCGCGGCGUCGACACGCACGGCGUCAACCGGAUUCCGUCCUACAUGCAACGCAUUCGGCAGAAAGUCCUUGAUCCCGCCGCUAUUCCCACCCUCCACGAGGCCACGCCCGUAGUGGCCCAGGUUGAUGGCCACAAUGGGUUCGGCUUCCUGGCCGCUUCUAUGGGCAUGGACAAGGCGAUCGAGAUGGCCCGCGUGUAUGGGAUCGGCAUGGUCGCGGUCAAACACUCGAAUCACUUCGGCAUGUCCGCCUGGGUGGUGCAGAAGGCCAUCGCCGCCGACAUGAUGUCCCUGGUCUUCACGAACUCGUCGCCCGCCCUCCCCGUGUGGGGUGGCAAGGACAAACUUGUCGGCGUCUCGCCUCUGGCCUGUGGCGCCCCGGCUGGUAAAGCUCCGCCCUUCAUCCUCGACAUGGCACCUAGUAUUGCCGCGAGAGGCAAAAUUUACAAGGCGAAGAGGAGAGGCGAGAAGAUCCCUCUCGACUGGGCGCUUGACGCCAACGGCGAGACCACCGACGAUCCGGCCAAGGCACUCGAGGGUGUCAUGUUGCCCAUGGGGGGCCCCAAGGGCUCCGCGCUCGCCAUCAUGAUGGAUGUCUUUUCGGGCGUGCUUUCCGGCUCCGCCUUCGCUGGCCACGUUACAAACCCAUACGACCCGUCGAAACCGGCCGACGUGGGACAUUUCCUGGUCGCCAUCAAGCCGGAUCUCUUCUUCUCGCUGGACGAGUUUAAAGAGAGGAUGGAUUAUCUAUAUCAGAGAGUGGUUGGGUGUGAGAAGCGGCCGGGCUUCGACAGGAUUUACUUCCCCGGCGAGAUUGAGCAGCUGACCCAGAAGGAGAGGGAAAGCAGUGGAAUCCCGUAUACCACUUCCGAGGUGGAAUCUUUGAACAAAGAGGCCGAGAUGGUGGGGGCUCAAUUGCUAACGGGUUGA